GGAGCAGCUUCUCCUGCCCCGAUCCUAUCGCGGGCGGCGCAGGGCAGUCUGGGCCCUCCGUGGGAUGAGGAGUGGGGGUGAUGUGUCACCCAAAUACCAGCCGGUGAGUAGUCGCCGAACCAGCCGGGCAGGUCCGGCGGAGUAUAAGAGCGGGAAGGAGCGGCCAGGAGGCAGACGCCUGCAGACUGUCCUGGUAGCCGGAGUCAGAGCCAGCGGAGCCCCUGCGCCUAAUCCUCCAGUGCCCCGUCCGCGCUCUUCCGCCCCACUAUGGCCAGGGGCCCCGGCCUCGCGCCGCCUCCGCUGCUGGCACUGCUGGUGCUGGCGGCCGUGUCUGGCUACGCUGUCGCGCAGUACAACUGCACAUGCCCCACCAACAAGAUGACCGUGUGCUCCCAGGAUGGCCCUGGGGGCCGCUGCCAAUGCCGCGCGCUCGGCUCGGGCGUGGUGGUCGACUGCUCCAAGCUGACUUCCAAGUGCCUGCUGCUCAAGGCCCGCAUGAGUGUCCCGAAGAGCGGUCGUCGACUGGUGCGGCCGAACGAGCACGCGAUCGUGGACAAUGAUGGCCUCUACGACCCCGAAUGUGACCACGAGGGCCGCUUCAAGGCGCGCCAGUGCAACCAGACGUCGGUGUGCUGGUGCGUGAACUCGGUGGGUGUGCGCCGUACGGACAAGGGCGACCAGAGCCUGCGCUGCGAUGAGGUGGUGCGUACCCACCACAUCCUCAUUGACUUGCGCCACCGCGCGACAGACCGCGCCUUCAACCACUCCGACCUGGACACCGAGCUGCGGCGGCUCUUCCGCGAGCGCUAUCAGCUGCACCCCAGGUUCCUGACGGCUGUGCACUAUGAAGAACCCACCAUUCAGAUCGAGCUGCGGCAGAACGCCUCGCAGAAAGUCCCCGGCGACGUGGACAUCGCUGAUGCCGCCUACUACUUUGAGAGAGAUAUCAAGGGCGAGUCGCUGUUCACGGGCCCAGGAGGCCUGGACAUGCAGGUGCGCGGUGAGCCCCUGCACGUGGAGCGGACGCUGAUCUAUUACCUGGACGAGAAGCCUCCCCAAUUCUCCAUGAAGCGCCUCACCGCCGGCCUCAUCGCCGUCAUCGUCGUGGUCGUAGUAGCCUUGGUCGCUGGCCUGGUUGUCCUGGUGAUCACCAACCGGAGAAAGUCCGGGAAGUAUAAGAAGGUGGAGAUCAAAGAACUGGGGGAGUUGAGAAAUGAACCCAGCUUGUAGGUACACUGAGGGAAAGGGAGAGGGGUGGGUAUCAGAUUAUCUCAGACCAAACUGAGUCACAAUUCUUGAUUCUUGGCCCAAAGGAGACAUUUCUCUUCCCAAAUCCUUACUGCACCCUCCCUCCUCCACACACACACCGAGUUUGAUAAAUUUGAUAUUUCCUGGUAUCAGGGGACAGCUCUUCCUGACUUCUGUCUUGAAGGAAGCAAUUCUAAAACUUCUUCCCUUUGGUCCAAGGAAAACUAACUCUGGGAAUUAAGGGAAGGAUGGCACUGAGCCACGUGUAAGAAGCAAGUGUCUUACAACCCAGCCUCUUUGCAAGUGAUCAGAUCUAUCUGGAAGCUGUAAAUGAGUUUAGAAGGCAAACAGCUCUUUUACUAUCUUGAGUUUGUUAUUUGAUGAGCUCCCCAGUUAUCAUGGCCCUCCUUAUUAAUUGGGCCUGUGUAGUAUCCUCAUUUACCAUUGUUUGUAUUACCGACCACACAGCUUGUCACUAGGAAAGAAGCCUAUUUCUACUGCCUGCCUGAACACAUUUUAGAUGUCUUAGUUUGAGGGCAGAGACUGCCCCAGAAACAGCUUCGAUUCUCAGCUCUCCCUUAUUACAGCUGAUAUCAGUAAUGUUUUCUUUUGUAAAAUGUUUGUAUAUAUGUCGUCUUUGAUAAUACUGCUGUGAUUUUUUUAAAAAACAUGCAUUUAAUAAAAUAUGGGAAAGGCACAGAUGAAAA
Messenger RNA from Marmota monax (woodchuck), 1955 nucleotides. It is a transcript of the gene Tacstd2, whose product is annotated as tumor associated calcium signal transducer 2. Lineage: Eukaryota; Metazoa; Chordata; Mammalia; Rodentia; Sciuridae. The record is from RefSeq and is a predicted model, not a curated record. Bases 268 to 1230 code for a protein of 320 amino acids. The transcript has a single exon. Gene Ontology annotation, cellular component: nucleus; membrane. Gene Ontology annotation, biological process: positive regulation of stem cell differentiation.